Messenger RNA from Phasianus colchicus (ring-necked pheasant), 5081 nucleotides. The record is from RefSeq and is a predicted model, not a curated record. Lineage: Eukaryota; Metazoa; Chordata; Aves; Galliformes; Phasianidae.
GAGGGGCCGGCCGAUAGGGAGGGCCGGAGGGAGGCACUCCGCCGCAGGGAGGACGGGACAGACGAGGCCGCGACCCGCCCCCAGCGGCGCAGCUCGGGCUGGGCCCGGCCCGGCCGCACGGCCUCCCCGCUCCCACUGAGGCCCUCUGCUUCGGUCGGCCGCUCUCGCGAGAGUUGAGGCGCCGCGGGCAGAGAUGCCCCAAUAUGGAGGCGAUGCGGAGCGGCACGGGGGAGCUCUCGCGAGAGCGGGGGGAGGCGGGCUGCGGACUCGCUGCGUCCCGUGUUACAAAGAGUGCGAUGCUGUGAGGUGUUCCUACCCACGCAGGCUAAAAUUAAGGCGGCACAGCUUGUUUUCCUGAGGCCUGCUUUUGUCUCCUUGAGGGCGUGCUUUAGGCAAAAUAUCCAUGAGAACGCUAACCUGAGGCAGCAGGCCCACGCUGACCUGCCAGGGCCUUCAGCGAGUCUGAGGUGUUCUGAGGUGCCAGCAGUGCUGCACAACCAGCAGUGCUGCACAACCAGCAGUGCUGCUCCUGUGAGGGUUUACAGGAGUGCUCCAUUCCCUCUGGGGGUCUCCAAGCCUGUGGAGGUGCGGGGAGCUGAGCUGAUACUGCUGUAUCCCUGUAUCCCUGUCUGCUUGGACUUCAGUUUGCAAACUUGAGCUUCUUUUUAGCUUGCUUUGUUGUGUUACCUUACCUUGAAGAAAAGUGAUUGUGCUCAAACAGCAACUUGUACUGGGCAUGCAGUGCUAAUGAACAAAAUGUCUCUUAAACUCUCUUCUGGAAGACCUUUGUGUAUCUCCUUAGUAAAAAGAGGAAGAAACCGUGCCCCAUGUGUGUGUUGGUGGGAAUGCCUCCGGGGUGCCGGGUCCCUGUUGCUCUGUCAGAAGUGGCAUAUCAAAACACCAGACCUGUACAAACAGAUCCUGACAAUUCAGGAAACAAAAAACGAGGAGAAAACUUUUUUUUUCUUUUUUUUUUUUCUGCCCAGGUUUUGGUACUUACAUUGCAUUUUGACUGGACUUUCUGCUCGCUUACUGCCUUUUCAUGCUUCUCAUUUUCCUUAUUUUUUUUUUCUGUCAAUAGCUAAAAGCUACCUUUCCAUAUGGCACAGCCUUUUUCCUAUGUUGUCUCUGUACUUUCAGUUGAUAACUCUGGAUUUGAAUUUUUUUUCCUGCCUCAGCUGUCAGUAUGAGAACUUGGGUUUACAUCUGCUCUUUCACUGGACUUCUUACUCAGUAUUCACUUUGGGAACUUACAUCUUACCUAAUCCGAGCAGUAGUGAUUGAAUUCAGAUCUUCCUGAUAUUUUAAUGCCGAGGAAUGUGAGUCAAAAUUUUGGGGCAUUUAAAAACCUGAAUGAUAUCAGAUACCAAUUUUUUACUGCGAACUAUGGCAUUGUAUGGCCUCUUAUUUAGAUGAUCUCUGUAUAAUUCAAUCUAAGCAUUUUUUCUUCCAGCACUGGAAACAAGGAGAGUUCAAACUGUUUCUCAGUUGUGAUAAGUUUAUGGAGAGGCACUGUAUUUUCUUCCUUUAACACAGACCUGCUUUGGGGAUCCCAUAAUGGAGAGCAUCCAAGCUGGUCUUUCCUAUAGAGUAGAAUCAAGACAAAUUCCAGAAGGACUCAGUGUUCUGGCAGUCAGUUUGCUUGAUCCUAACAGCAGCAUCCUUCCAAGGAUUUUAGUCUCCAGAGCCUUGCUUAUCCUUGCUGUAGUUGUUGGCUUCACAGGAGUUAUGCUGGGAUGGACAGAUGUCAUAUGCUUGUUAUUGGUUUUGGUUUUAAUAGGUAUUUCAGUCACCUUGUCUGUUUCUUCCAGUCUCACUGCCAAGAAUGAGAGGUUUAAUUGUCAUCUCCAGUAUUUGAUAUUCCUCAUCAAAAAGAAAAUAUGGAACUAGACAAUGAUACAGUCCAUACCAGGAGGCAACCGGCAUUUUACAGAGUCCAAAGAGAAAUGCAGACUGAGGAACACAUACAAGCAUUCCUGGAAAGAAACCUACCUUCCACCUUUGGUGGAGAGCCACAAAUCCCUGAAAAGAAGACACGGCUACGUUGCAGGUUCUCCUGGGAAAGUUUCAAAAAGAUCUUAUACAAGAGGUUCCCUAUCCUGAAUUGGCUUUUUUCCUAUCAGUUCAGAGAAUGGAUCUUGAAGGACCUCCAUGCAGGCCUAAAUGUUGGGUUGGUUCAGGUUCCUCAAGGGCUGUUAGGAGUUUGGCUGGCUGGCUUACCUCUACCAACGAUCAAUGGCUUCCUUUCUGCAUUCUGCUGCUCAAUGCUGUAUGUUGUAUUUGGAAGUUCACAUCACAUCUCAAUUGGCUCAUUCAGCAUCCUAAAUCUAGUGGUGAAAAAUAUUCUCAAGUCCCUUGAUCUCAACAAAACAUUGUCCUUUAACAGUUCACUAGUCAAUUUUUCAGACCCUACACUUUUGAAAGGUUACAUGGAGACCUUGACACUCGCUGCGUCAGUGACAUUUAUGACUGGCAUAAUUCAGUUGCUGCUAAGCUGCUUCUGCCUGAAGUCUGUAACAGCAUACUUGCCAAAGGCUCUCAUUGAUGCUUACCUCUCUGCAGCAGCAUUGCUUGUCAUUGUAUCACAGUUCACUUUUAUCUUUGACAUUGUGCUUGACUUCCAUAAGGGCUCUCGAGACAUUUUCUGUAAUGUAUUCUAUUAUUUCCUGGCUCUCCCAAAGUCUAAUGCCACCAGCAUACUGCUAUUUUUGCUUAGCAUGGCCGUACUCCAAAUCAGUAAAACUAUCAGGAUAACUUAUCUACAUAGUCCUGUUGCAUUUCCCAUGGAGCUUCUCUUGAUCAUCACAGCCACCAUUAUUGCCAAUUGUAUUCAUCUUCAUGCUGAAUCUAGCAGUGCUGUGGUCAAUGUAAUUCCUCAGAGGUUUCUACCUCCUACGCUGCCAGAUUUAUCAAACCUGAGCAAGAUCAUCUUGCAUGCUUUCUCCCUUGCUAUUGUAAGCGGCUUCCUUCUUGUUUUUAUUGGAGAGCAGUAUGCUUUGCUUCAUAACUACAGCAUUUCCAGCAGUCAGGAACUAAUAGCUGUCGGGCUUAGCAAUAUUUGCAGUUCAUUUUUCAGAAGCUUUGCUGUCAGCUGUGCUAUUUCUGGAACUGUCAUUCAAGAGAAGACAGGUGGAAGAACUCAGAUAGCAGCACUGAUGGGAGCAUCUAUAAUGCUGGUGAUUGCGUUGAAACUAGGACACUUUUUCCAGAUGAUACCUAAUAGUGUGCUGGCUGCUAUUGUAGUAUUUAACAUGCUACCUUUUCUUGAAAAAUUUCUGGACAUUCCUACCUUGUGGAGAAAGGAUAAGUACCAUUUAGCUAUUUGGCUUGGAACUUUUGCUGCAGUGCUUCGUCUUGGUCUUGAUAUUGGUUUACUGAUCGCCCUGGCAAUUGCAUUCUUCAUAAUCAGCAUCAGGUCACACAGGAUGAAGAUGGUGGAGCUGGGACAGAUUCCAAACACGAAUAUUUAUAGAAGUUUAUCCGUCUGCAGAGCCGCAAUGGAGAUUGAUGGUGUCAAAAUCUUUCAGUGCUGUUCUUCCAUUUCUUUUGCAAAUAUGAAUAACUUCAAAAAUUACUUGUUACACAAGAUGGAUAUGAAAACAGUGCCUCUAAGUCCAAAUGAAAUGAGGGCCUUAGUUUCAGCUAGUCUGUCUGACAUUUCAGUGGAAAGCAAAGAUUUUAAAUGCUCUUGUGUCUGUGAUCCACCUUUACCAGCACCUCGGAUACCAUAUACAGAGAAACUGGUGAAGUCAUGUCAUGUAGACAGUAAUUCCACGUCAUCUUCAGUUAACUUGGUACGUUGGUCAAAGUACGGAGUUAGACAGAGCUGUGGGAUGCUCUUGCUGGGAGCAGCUAAUGCACAGUCUGCAUCUCCAGGCAUUAACACACAGCUUCAGCCUGAAAAGAAUGAGGAUGAAGGGAAACAAGCUGGUGUUUCACCGAGCUCUGCAGUAGGUAAUACUUCAGCACAGUUAGAUCAGGAAGAACAGCCAGUGCAUUUGUCAGGUCCAGUUCACACCAUUAUUUUGGACUUCAGUAUGGUCCAGUUUGUGGAUUUGCAAGGUUCAGACUUACUACGACAGAUCUUCCAUAUGUUUUUCAAUAUCGGCAUUACAGUCCUUAUAGCUGGCUGUCACUCCUCUGUGAUAGCAGCCUUUGAGAAGAACGAGUUCUUUGAUAGCUGUGUCACCAAAAAAAUGUUCUUUCUAACUCUUCACGAUGCUCUGCUGGCUGCUUUGGCGAGGCAUCAAAAGCCGGAUGAGAGAGAACUUGCUGCAGAAGAGCAUGCUGAAAAGCUACAAGCUGAAGAUGAGAUGGAAAUAAAUUUGCUUAUGGAGAAGAAUGGAGGUUUUUUCUCUACAAGGAAGCCUAACAGCAAACUCCUGCGUGAAGAGCCAAUAUCAGAUAACUCAUGCUCAGCCCAGAAUGCAGCAGAGUCAAGCUCUCUCCUGCAGUUUGAAACUCUGUCCCUUCAACUGAAUUUCCAGGACCCCACAUGGGACAAGGAAUGGAAGUAUAACAACAACAUGUGAAUUACAACACUACUGGGGAAUUGGGAUUUCAGUAGAAGGAAGAAAGGUACAGUUAAGCAACAGUUCUGGUCAUUCUUAUCAGUAUUUGAUUUUUUUUUUUCUGAUUUUAAAAUAGACAGCUUGACUAAUGCCUACAGUAAUUUUGUGGUUCUUAUCAAAAAGGAACAUCUGGAUAAUUAUUUUCAAGUAGAUAGGAUACUCUCAGCAAUACACAAGAGAAUUCCUUGUUUUGGUGAAUUCUAGCAAAUGAUUUGUGCAUCUUUUCUGAAAUUUUUUAGAAGUUAGUUUCAGUGCUGCAACUGAGCACUUUUUAUGUAUUUACUGAUUGGUAGUAAGUAAAACUCGUCUGCCCUAUCUGAAUAGAUCACAUGCAGGCAAAUUCAUUAUCUUCAGCAUGUGUAGAGUGAUGUGAGCUUCAAAGGAAAGCAUUUUCUUUCUUAUUGCUGUAAAAUUGCUGAAGUUGAUAUUGUCAGCACUAAGAUAACAUGAGUAUUUUUUCUGUUUAAUUUACCAGAACAAAAUCCCAGUAAACAAAAAUUUUAAUUACAU